This is a messenger RNA of Aspergillus clavatus NRRL 1, 1008 nucleotides long. RefSeq lists its product as uncharacterized. The coding region runs from base 1 to 1008 and encodes 335 amino acids. The transcript has 2 exons. NCBI's taxonomy places the organism in Eukaryota, Fungi, Ascomycota, Eurotiomycetes, Eurotiales, Aspergillaceae. The record is from RefSeq and is a predicted model, not a curated record.
AUGGCUCCUAUCUUCAAGACAAAGGCCGCCCUGCUGGCCCUUUUCUUCCUGGCCGAUGUCUUUUCCAUCUCUGUUCUCGUCCAGGCCCGACUGGUCGCCACAAGUCAAUCGCUGGACAUUAUAGAGACCCCUUCUGGAGGCAGUGGUAAUGGGAGCUCCAGCUCUGGAGGUUCCAGCUCUGGAGGUUCCAGCUCGGCAGGCUCCAGCUCGGGAGGCUCCAGCAGUGUAAGCUCCAAGUCAGGUUCUGGAGGUUCCGGAGGUAGUGGCAGCGGGAGUUCCAGCUCCGGUUCUGGAGGCUCAGGCUCGGGUUCAAGUGGCCCUGGAAACUCUGGCUCUAUUGGUUCCGGUGGUUCCACCUCUGGAAGUUCUGGCAAUACCGAUACUAGCACCACAAGCAGCCCCGGAAGCAAUGAUCCAGAUCAACUAGCAUCCAACGAGAACUCAUCUACUGGUGGCAGCGGAGGCUCGUCGAACAAUGGCGGCGGUAGUGGCUCUGGCAGCAAUGGAGGGUCCGGCUCAGGUGACCCUGCAUUAACCAAGUCAGCAGGAUCGGGCUCUACCACUGGGGGUAGCGGUUCUUCCAACGGAGGAUCUGGAUCUGGAUCUGGCGGCAGCUCUGGAGGAGGCAGCGGCUCUGGAGGAAGCAACUCUGGCUCCGGCGGCUCCAGCAGCUCCAGCAGCAACCCGAUCGUGUCAGCCUCGGUGGGCAAGGACGGGGUGGGCGUGAACGUGCCGAGCUCCGGUGCCUCCAACACGGUGCGGGCCAGCACCGAGAACUCCGGCAGCGGCAGCGGCAGCGGGCCGAGCAGCGUGAACAGCGGCGUCAAUAACGGGGCCAGCAACACGGGCAGCGGCAGCAGCGUCAACGUCAACACGGGCACGGUCUCGGGCGAGAACAACGCAGAGAAGCCAAAGGAGGAUAAGAAGGAGGAUAAGAAGGAGGAGGACAAGGGGGCCGUCAAUACGCUGCUGGGGAAGGUGACUUCGAUUAUUGAUUCAUUGCACUAG